Daldinia childiae is the source of this 2223-nucleotide messenger RNA. RefSeq lists its product as uncharacterized. Bases 1 to 2223 code for a protein of 740 amino acids. Lineage: Eukaryota; Fungi; Ascomycota; Sordariomycetes; Xylariales; Hypoxylaceae. The transcript is spliced from 3 exons. The record is from RefSeq and is a predicted model, not a curated record.
AUGAGCCCCGCGAAGUCAUCCGUUGCCAACGCCGAGCAGCUGUCGUCCCAAAAGAAGGCAUCCUCGCUCGCAGGCUUCUUCAGCAAGAUCCUACCGAGUAACCGUCCAGAACAAGGAGGCACCCGCCGCACGGACUGGACGGGUGAUAACGACAAUGCGGUAAGGACGAGUCGUAGCGAGCUAACCGGUUGGAACCUUGCCAAAGACAAGCUCUCCGCACACCAUACGUCAACAAGCGGACCAGAAGAACCCGGUCACCGCCGAGUCUGGAGCUGGAGCCCGAAAAAGGGAGACUCCAGGUUCGUUGAGAACUUACCAAGGGACCGAUCCCGUGGGCGUGGACAAGUGCCGGAAGUUUCAGAUCAUGAACCUCAGCCGCCUCGAAAGUCGGAAGCGUUGACAAGGACCGAAGUACACGAGCUCCUCCAUUCCAAGGAAGAAACCAGGAAAAGUCGACGGAGCCUAAAGGAGAGUGGGGAUUGGUUAGGAGUACAAGGUGCUGAUCCAUACUCGGGACAGUUCUCAAUCCUUACACCUACAGAUACUCUUAGCUCUGAGACGACUAGCACGUCGACACGUGCGAAGCUAGCCGGGUUGGCGCGGAAGAAGAAAGCCGCGAGGUUAGAAUACGAGCAGCUCAGGCUAUUAGAGGAGCAAGAAAAGGAUAAGGCUAGGCUGGACAGGGAGCAGGCGAAACUCAACAAAAUCGAACGCGUGAAGGAAGAGCUUAGACGUCAGCACCAAUUCGCCAGAUGGAGCCAGCAUAAGCGCAACUGGUCUUCCGCCGCCGAACCCAACCUCAGUCCGAUUGCUCAGUCCCUAGAUAGUGUGGCGCUUGGAAGCAGUGAGACAUCCAGUUUGCUGUUUUCGGAGCUGCCCACUGACUCUUUCCUAUCAGAUCCCGAGGAUAUCACAUCAGCUACCAAGGACACAGAGAAACACCGUAUGUCACCUCCGACUUUCGACGAACUUCAAGAUCGCACGGUCAACAAUUUACCAGCAGACGCUCCCGUGUGCCAGAGCCAACCUUCACAGCCGAGCCAGCAAGGAAGAACCAGCUUAGAGAAAGCAAACAGGAUACUACACCGCACGGAAAACCACCUCAAGCGAGCCCGGAGAGAAUCUGUGUCCACACCCACCACCACCAUUACUGGCUGCGUUCCCGCUCAGCAGAGCCAACCCGAUGCCCCGCAGCCAAAACGACGUGUCGAAGUCAGCCAGGUAGACGGCACAACAAACAUUAUCAACAGCCCGGCGACUCCGGCGUCCUUGCAUCAACACGACCCUUGCAUGACACCAGACUUAAUACCAGAGGAGCGUAGGACACCUUCCCUUCCCACAGCGCCACAGAACAGCUUGCUGAAUCCCAAGCGCGCCCAAGAGAUACCAGGGACCGGUAUUUCGUCAACCCGCCGUGUGACGCCAGAAAAGAAACAGCCAACCAGAGUUUCCACACCAACGACUCCAAAGCUUUGCCGUCUUCCCCAAAAGAAUGGCGCAAUGAACCAAAGGGACAUAUCAGAGGACGGGGAUGCAGCCGAGAGGGCAGAAACGACCAAGACAGAAAAGGCCGAGCACCCAGAGACCAAGAAGACAAUUCGACAAGAACGAGCCGAGAGAGUCAACCGAGAGAGUCGCAGCGCAAGUAUGACUCGAACGCCAACAAUAAUUUCACGAGAAGUACAUCAGCGCCUGUCAUACGAGGGACCAAAGGAGAGCAUAGUAGAAGAGGCGGCACGAAUUGCCAUGUUGCGUUCAAGGGCCAAAGAAAUAGUGAGAAGCAGGUCGAGCGACCGCAAAAUAAGCCGCAACCGGAGCCGAACUCCCAGUCCGGUAAGAAAACAAGUCUCCAACGGCAAACCGGCGGAGCCGAAGCGGUCGCUUCAAAAACGGCCGAGGAAGAAACGCCACGGCGAAGAAGGCGUAGACACCGAGCUUCCUUCCAAGUCUGAACAGAUCGAGACGGAUAAGAGCAUUAAUAAAGCACAGCAUAAGAAAGGGGCUACAGAAGGAUUUGCUAGCAAACGAGAUCCAUCCGUAACGGUGGUACAAUUCUGCAAGACAGUCUACAUACGAUCUGUGGAGGAGGAGGCACAGGAAGGAGAGUACGUGGAGAGAUAUCGUCGUUUUCGCGUCGGCAGGAUUAUUCUGCCUGGCCGGCGCAUUGUGCGGUUGGUAUAUGUCAAGGCUGUUCUGGUGGUUUUUAGAGCAAUGACGCCUUAA